Molecule: messenger RNA, 509 nt
Organism: Williopsis jadinii
Lineage: Eukaryota; Fungi; Ascomycota; Saccharomycetes; Phaffomycetales; Wickerhamomycetaceae
Gene: SOM1
Product: Som1p
Exons: 2
Cellular component (GO): mitochondrial inner membrane peptidase complex
Source: RefSeq, a predicted model, not a curated record
CACAACGAAGGGAAGCUUGUGUAAGGAUGGCACCACCGACGCCGGUGCUCAGCAGAGAGGACGUGGCAAGGAUGUAUAAGCCACCGAGCGACUUGUCCGGCUGUAUAUACAAGUCGAUAACGCAGAACAACUGCUCGUUUGAAGGAGGGCUGGUUCAGUGCGUUCCCUUUAAGAGGGUCUUCCGGGACUGCCCUGUGGGCUCCAAGGGGAAGAGACAGGUUGUCGAGAUUACCGAUGAGUCUACGAACGACGUUUUUGGCCAGUUCAAGGUGUUUAUGAGGAUAAUUGAUGACCAGUGAUGAUGUGCUACGACUAUAAUUAUGCUGUGUAGGUGCUGAUGUGAUAUUCGACCCUCGGAUUUGGAUUCAGUAUUAUCGUCUGAUUAUAGCGUUGAAUGUAAAUACAACACGUGAAGCGAAUCCUCAGGUUUCGGGACUGUUUUCUACAAUGGCUUAAAAGGAAUUCCUUGAACCAUUGCAUUUCCUCCUUCCUCCAGUUUAGAGGGAGAG